AGUGACUGCUGUCUUUGCUGGAUAUGAGUGAUGCAAAGCUGUAAUUAGGAAGAGAGGAAAGAAUGUGCAGCCUGCCCUCAGAGUGAAAGGGAUCACUAAAAAAUGCUGGGUGCCUGUGGCAUGCAGAAGUGUCACCAAGAGGCCCUGAAAAGGAAUCGUGUGUCUCUAGCAAAACAGCUAGUACUGAAGGAACUGUUGGAACAUCUCAUAGAAAAAGAUGUUAUCACUGUGGAAAUGGUGGAGAUUAUACAGGCCAAGGAUGGGAGUUUUAGCCAAAAUGUAGAAUUUCUAAACUUGCUACCUAAGAGAGGUCCCGACGCCUUCUCAGCCUUCUGUGAAGCUUUACGAGAAACCAAACAGCAGCACUUGGAGAAAAUGCUUCAGAGCAACAUCCCCAGACAGAUCAAUGGAACUGAAAGGAUACUACCUAGUUUGAAUUAUGGCUGUGAGGAAAGUUUGUAUUUUCCUGUCCCUGAAUCCGGAACCUUGCAGAAAAGACCACGUUUAAAUAAUGAACCAAUGGAGUAUUCCUUGGAUGAUGGAGAUGGUCCCCACUAUCCUGAAGUGAAGCCGUGCACACCAGAAUUCUACCACACUCACCAGCAUCUGGCAUACAGAUUGAUAUCGCGUCCAAGAGGCUUGGCACUCAUACUUAGCAAUGUGCAUUUCAACGGUGAGAAGGAUCUAGAAUUCCGUUCUGGCGGAGACGUGGACCAUGCUGCCCUGCAGAAGCUCUUUGAAUACCUUGGGUACCGGGUGUUUGUGCGGCACGAUCAGACUGCACAGGAAAUGCAGGAAGAAUUGGAAAAAUUUUCAAAGAAUCCAUCUCACAGAGGUGUUGAUUCUUGCAUAGUGUCACUUCUCUCGCAUGGCAGAGAGGGCGGAGUCUAUGGAGUGGAUGGCAAGCUGCUUCAGUUGCAGGAGAUUUUCAGGCUCUUCGAUAACGCAAACUGCCCCGGACUUCAGAACAAGCCCAAAAUGUUUUUCAUUCAAGCGUGCCGGGGAGAUGAGACAGACCGGGGAGUGGACCAAAUAGACGGGAGCGAGCGCGCUGACUCCCCAGGUUGUGAAGAAAGUGAUGCUAAGAUGGAGGAAAACCCCAAGCUCCGCCUUCCCACGUGCUCUGAUAUGAUCUGCGGCUAUGCCUGUUUGAAAGGCACGGCUGCCAUGCGGAAUACCAAACGUGGCUCCUGGUAUAUCGAGGCACUCACCUCUGUGUUUGCUGAGGAUUCACGGAAUAUGCAUGUAGCGGACAUGCUCGUGAAGGUGAACGGAUUGAUCAAGCACCGGGAAGGCUACGCCCCUGGCACAGAGUUCCACCGCUGCAAGGAGAUGUCAGAGUACUGCAGCACUCUCUGUCGAGACCUUUAUCUAUUCCCGGGCUUUUCCCCUGGGAACUAACC
Euleptes europaea (tarantolino) is the source of this 1403-nucleotide messenger RNA. RefSeq names its product caspase 2 (gene CASP2). The transcript is spliced from 12 exons. Gene Ontology annotation, biological process: regulation of apoptotic process; proteolysis. The record is from RefSeq and is a predicted model, not a curated record. The coding region runs from base 103 to 1401 and encodes 432 amino acids. NCBI's taxonomy places the organism in Eukaryota, Metazoa, Chordata, Lepidosauria, Squamata, Sphaerodactylidae.